This is a messenger RNA of Phoenix dactylifera (date palm), 1720 nucleotides long. RefSeq names its product coleoptile phototropism protein 1-like. Lineage: Eukaryota; Viridiplantae; Streptophyta; Magnoliopsida; Arecales; Arecaceae. The record is from RefSeq and is a predicted model, not a curated record.
AAAAGUUUUGAAAGGAUAUGCUUGCCGUUUGCACAAAAUGACAGGCGAAGCAUCCAAGGUCAUUCGCACAUGUGGACUCCCAUCCUUCCUCCUCCUCCUCCUCCUCAGUCUUUACAUGCCCGCUCGUGAAUGCUGCUGAUACCACAGCAGCAGUUACAAGUCCCCUCUCCUCCUCCUCCUUUCCAUCCCAUGAUCCCAUCCUUGGGCUCCAGAGUCCAAACCCAAGAAUAUCCACACUCCUCGACCCAAACAGGGCAACCAUGAGGUCGCCUCCAUCCCACAGCCCCAACUCUUCCUCCUACCGCAAGGACAAACUCCCAUUGCCGGCCUCCGACCUUCUCCCGGCCGAGCUCUGGAUCGACGACGCCGGCGCCCUCGAUGCGGACCGCCUGGCCCGGACCCUCGCCGGCAUCAAGGCCAAGGGCCUCCGCCCCGACCUCCUAGGCUCCAUCGUCUCCCAUUACGCCUCCCGGUGGCUCCCCGAGAUGGCCACAGGCCGCGCCGCCGAGCCCUCCCCGGCUCCCGAGAGCCCGACCGCCGCCUGGCUCAAGAAGCGCUUCCUCGUCGAGACCCUGGUGGGCGUCCUCCCCCCAGAGAAGGAUGCCGUCCCCUGCGACUUCUUGCUGAGGCUCCUGAGGACGGCGAGCAUGGUUGGGGCGGCGGCUGGCUGUAUCGGAGAGCUGGAGGCGCGUGCUGGGCGGCAGCUGGACCAGGCGUCGCUGCGGGAGGUGAUGAUACCGGCGUUCAGCCACACGUGCAGGACGCUGCUGGACGUGGGGCUGAUGCUGAGGCUGGUGCGGCAAUUCGUCGGGGCGGAGGAAUGCCCGGCGGCGGUGGCUAGGAGCGGGGCCGCGGCAAUGGCCAAGGUGGCCAAGCUGGCUGACGCGUACCUGGCGGAGGCGGCGCUCGACGCCGGGCUGGCGGUGGCGGAGUUCGAGGAGCUUGCCCGGGCGGUGCCGGCACACGCGCGGGCCACCGACGACGGCUUAUACCGGGCCGUCGACACGUAUAUCAAGGCCCAUCCAAACACAAUAAAGCAAGAGAGGAAGGCUCUGUGCAGGCUCAUCGAUGCUCGGAAGCUGUCUUCGGAGGCCUCCCUCCAUGCCGCCCAGAACGAGCGCCUCCCCGUCCGAUCCGUGAUCCAAGUGCUCUUCUCCGAGCACUGCAAGCUCAACGGGCUCGCCGAGUGGAGUGCGUCGUUCGCGGGGCUACGGAGCCCGAACCCUGCCCUCGAACUCCCAGGGCGGGUCCCCUCGAGAAGGGAGGUCUUGGCCCAGCAGCAUGAGAUGCGUAAACUGCGGGAGGAUGUGGCCAGGCUCCAGGUCCAGUGCCAUGCCUUGCAAGCGCAAGUAGACAGGCUUUUUUUGGAGAAGAGGAAGAAGGGGUUCUUCAGGUGGGGUUCCUUCCUGUUCAGAAGUGCCGACGUGGUGGACAAAGCUGAGGACCAUGAUGUCGGGGCGGGGCGCCGGACGCCGAUGGACGCCAAGAAGGGAAGGCUGCCUCAAGGAAAGGGGACGCCUCCCAAGUGGCGCAACUCCAUGUCCUGAAGAAGAAAUGCAACCGAACGCUUUUGUGAUUAAUGUUUUGAAUUAAAUAGCCUCCUUCGUUGUAAACUCCAUAAUCUAAUAUCCUGCAUUGUGUUCUGAUGAUAUGACUGCAACCCAGAGUAAGUGGAAAUAUAAUGCUACCCUUGAUUAAUCAGUGCGGGUGUGUAUUUAAU